Messenger RNA from Pecten maximus, 5852 nucleotides. Its product is annotated as fermitin family homolog 2-like. Gene Ontology annotation, molecular function: integrin binding. Lineage: Eukaryota; Metazoa; Mollusca; Bivalvia; Pectinida; Pectinidae. Gene Ontology annotation, biological process: cell-matrix adhesion; integrin-mediated signaling pathway. Gene Ontology annotation, cellular component: cell-substrate junction. The record is from RefSeq and is a predicted model, not a curated record.
UUCACUUCCAUAUAGGGCAAGCGGUUUGAGUCAUUGAGACUAGUAGUAGUCUAUUCGAUUCGUAGUUUGGUCGUAUGUGUUUGGGUUUUGUGAUCUAUGUCAAGUUCUCAUUUGUUUAUCACGAGGUCAGGAGAGGUUACUGAGGACAUUCUGUUCGUUAAGGGACGUCAAUGGAAUAAGGUAAGCAGAAAAAGAAACAGUUGUUCUCGACGGACUUCCCGAAUUCGAGAUCGGCCAUUACAUUUUAGCAAGUGACCUAGAAUCGUUGUAAACGUAAGCUUUAUCAUUCAUUCACGCAUUUAACUCACGUCUCGGACCGCUCCAUCGACGCAGCUCAAUCUGCUGAUGUUGUCUUGUAAAACGUAGAAUGUCAGUUCCUAACCUCCCGUGAGUUGCUUUGAGGGCAAGCUUUGGUUAUGUUUUCAAGCCGGGAUUUACCUGUUUAGUGGAUUUAUAAGUGUGGUUUGUUAAAAAACGAACAGGCCUUGUGUAUUAGAUUGUGUAUUUAAAGAAAAAAGUACGUGAAAAUGGCCAGCAUAGACGGGUCAUGGAAUCUGACCAUCACGGUUACGGAUUUACAGGUGGAGCGGACCCUCCGAGUGACAGGGGACCUAAACGUAGGUGGAGUCAUGGUCCAGCUGGUGGAGGCUCUAGAUAUUGCAAUGGACUGGUCAGAUCAUUCUCUAUGGUGGCCAGAGAGAAACACAUGGUUGACAAGGUCAAGGUCAACCUUAAACCAGUACAAUGUACAGGCUGAUGCCAAACUCCAUUUUACACCCAUGCACAAAAAUGUACGAGUGCAGCUCCCUGACCUGCAGAUCAUCGACCAAAGAAUGGACUUCUCACGGAAUGUUUUCUCUGCUGUCAUACUACUUUGUAAAGAAUUAGGUAUUAGACAUCCCGAAGAACUGUCGAUUAUGAGAUAUUUGGACAAGGAUGACCUCAAAAAGAGUAUAAAAGAAAAUUUAAACCAAAAGAAAAAGAAAGACUCAAAGGAUGAAAUGGUAAUGGGAGUUAACGGAAAUGGGACUGUACAUCACUCGUCAUCAGGCAGUCUGGAUAGGCUGAGUCCGUUCAGUAGGAGUCCCGCAGGACCCUCACCUAAUAAUACAUUAAAUAGAACACCAGGUUUGACCCCGGGACCUACGAUGACCCCUGGAGUCAGUUCCUACAGUGCUAACUCUGUAUCACCCUAUAAUACGUUCAACAGCACCUUUAAUGCCAAUGGAACAAUGUCGCCAGGGUCCAUGUACAGUCUGUCGUUUGAAACCUGUAUGGAGAAUGCUCUAGCCAAUAGUCCACCCGUGUCCAUCAGGGACGCUCAACCCUUCCUCUACAAGCCAAAAAAUUACGUAGAAAAAGCUAGAAUUAAUUACUCAUGGCUGGAUUCCUCUAAAUCUCUGAUGGAGCAGGGCAUCCGAGACAAUGAUUUCAUCCUCCUCAAAUACAAGUUCUUCUCCUUUUAUGACUUAAACCAAAAGUAUGAUGCUGUCAGGAUUAACCAGAUCUACGAACAGGCCAAGUGGAAUAUCUUGUCAGAGGAAGUGGACUGUACAGAGGAGGAAAUGAUGAUGUUUGCAGCACUACAGCUGCAAAUCCAGACACAGGCAAGUCAACCACAAGCUAACGACUCCAUGAUGGACAAUGGCGGUCACUCAUUGGACACAGAUGAUAUAGACGCUGACCUCACAAACCUAGAGGAAUCAUUGGAAGGAUCCAUGUUGUCAUCACCAGGGGAUAUUACUGCGAUUCCUGAACUUAGUGAUGAAAUAAAGUUCCUUAAACCAAAAAAAUUACUGCUUCGCAAGAGCUACAGCAGGGCAUGGUGUACAUUCAAAGACACACACAUUGCUUUUUACAAGAGCAGGGGUGACUCCCAAGGUGCUCCUUUCAUGAGAAUCAACACCAAAGGAUGUGAAAGUCAUCCAGAUUUGAAUAUAUCUUCAAAAAAAUAUGGUAUGAAGUUGUUUGUACCAGAAUCUGAUGGAAUGUCUGAAGUCUGGCUGCGGUUUGAUAUGGAAGAGCAAUACUGUAAAUGGAUGGCAGCCUGUAAACUGGCAUCCCAAGGAAAAACCAUGGCAGACAGUUCGUAUGAGACUGAAGUCCAGAGUCUGAAGACGAUGUUGAGUCGCCAGCACUUGUCGACACAGCCAGGCACAUCUCCUACAAUACAAGUCGACAUCAACUCAGAGGACUUUGUGGCUCCUCGCUUCUAUAAGAAAUUUAAAUCUAAACAGCUACAACAGAGAAUACUUGAGACACACGCUAACGUACAGAACCUGAACUUGAUUGAUGCUAAGAUGGCCUUCAUCAAGGCUUGGCAGGCCCUCCCAGACUUCGGCAUUACCUACUUCAUCAUUAAACAGAAAGGCGCCAAGAAAGAGGAGUUGUUGGGAGUAGCGUACAACAGGAUCAUCAGGAUGGAUUUAUCAUCAGGGGAUUCACUGAAAAGCUGGCGCUACAACACAUUGAAAAGCUGGCACGUCAACUGGGAGGUGAAACAUGUGUUUCUGGAAUUUGAGGGAGAAAGGCUAACAUUUUCAUGUUUAAAUGCUGACUGUAAAGUGGUUCACGAAUACAUAGGAGGAUAUAUAUUCUUAACAAUGAGAUCACAGGACAAAAACCAGACCUUAAACGAGGAGUUAUUUCACAAACUUACAGGCGGAUGGAAUAAAUCUAUUGUCUUGUGAUCAGAACAUUAGUGCCUAUCAUUAUCACAUUGGUUUCUCAAAAAAUUGACAGAUGUUAAUGCCUUUACUGGUCACUUAACGGUCAGUACAACUGGUCACUUAACGGUCAGUACAACUGGUCAUUGAACAAUCAGUACAAUUGGGGCAUGAAUUCAGUGCAGAGAGAGCCGGCCAAGGAUGUAUAGCACACAGACUCCCAAUAUGUGGCGCUAGUUGUGUUCACAAUCAGUGUAUUCAAAUGGAGGCUUUUCAGAGAACCCUGUUCAACUGGAUGCCAGUCAUGUCAAGCAGACAUACUUUUAAUAAAUGGAUAAAAUAAAGUGGAAAGUGAUAAUAUGGUUUGAAAUUUGUCAUAGUGAUGACUUUUAUGAGAUAACCUAAGCAAAUGAAUGUCCCUAAGUGUUCUGUAUAACCAGGUUACGGGGAGAUAUGCUUGUGUUGUCGGAUGCCAGUUUUUGUAUCACCUGAAUCAGACUGAGAAAUGUCACACUACUGUCAGUCAGAAGUGAAAACAUAUACAACAUUUAUUUUUAGUGUUAAGGCAGUCUUUGCUAUCAGUGUUGUAUAAAUGCACCUGUUCAUGCAUGAUCUUCAAAUUAUCUUCAUUACGUAACUUCUAUUCUACCCAGAGUUCUGGAUCCUCUAAAUGCUUCCAUUGUAUGGGGAAAAGAGUAUAAUAUUUUGCCCUACCCAGGGGUCCCCUCAAUGCUUGUAUGGGAUUGAAGGUCAGUACUGUCAUCUGUUUGACCUUGGAUUUUCUCUGAAUUAUAUAAGGAUAGUUCAUACCCGGUGUUUGACAGCUACACGUAUUGUGUCUGGAGAAUUUUUAAUUUGGACAAGAAUGAAUUCAGUGUGUUAUUUUAUAACUGGCUUGCAUUUACCAGGUCUCAAAGUAUACUUAUAUAUAAAUUGUAAACUGACUGGAUUAUGAACUUUCGAAAUAUUUUUAUAUGAUAACUUGAUCAAGCUCUAUAAAUAGGCAUUAAAAAAAAAGAAAAACAAAAACAAAAAUUUUAAGGGAAUAUAACUCUGGUUUUGUAUUUUAGGUUCAUUUAAUUGGAAAUCCACUGCCAUUCGGCCCAAGAAAAUGCUUCCAAUACCAAUAGAGUUUUUAUUCGGGUGCAUAGAUAUAUAUAUAUAUAGGACAAGUUAAUACAGUUUGUCUAAAAUAGGCAGGAAACGAUUUGUGUACGAGACGAGUGUACUUUACCCUGGGGUAACAGUGUUACAUGUAUGAUUCAGACGAUAUAUUCAAGUGGUAUUAUUGAUGGGGUCAGUAGUACAAGUGUUUCGUAACAGGAAAUACAUCAUUUUCUAUUCAAUACACAUAAUCCCACUAAAAUUAUACAACUGAUUAAAUAAUUGUAUGUUCUUUUCAAGACAUUUUUAUUAUGAAGUGUGAUUAACUUUAUUUUAGCGGAGAUGAAAAUCUCUGUAAAUUUUUAUUAUCCCCAUAUGUGAUGCUCAUAAAAUGAUGCUAUUCUGUUACCCUGGUAACCAUUUCGUGGUGCAUUUUGAUGUGUACUUGUAUAUAUGUCCAUGUCAUUCUUGUCAAUAUGGUUUCUGUUGUUUUGUUUUUAUGUGUGUUUGUAAAAAAGAAAACAAAUUUGCAGAGUUAUAUAAAAGCUGUAUACAUUGUAUAGAUAUAUUUAUGUCAUUUUAUAAUAUAUUAUCAGUAUAAAUUUAAAUCAAUUUGUUUCUGGUGCUAUGCCCUUUAUUUUCUGUAGUACUAGUGGUUAUGUUUAUUGUUUCUAGUAUGUUAGUUUUGUCCGUGAAAUGUUGACCUAUAAAAUUUAGAAAUUAUUGCUCUCAACAUCUAUGCAGUAUUUGAAUAGAAGGCUGCUUAAUGUUUCUGUCACCAAAAAAGCUCUCUAGUGGAAAAAUAUAUAUUCAUUGUUAAGACCUGUCUAAUGUGAUUUAAUAUUGAUAACUACAAAGGCAAUAAUUGAACUCUGAUAUUGGACCUCUUCUGUUUUCCUGUGGAAAGGCCAAACUUUAAAUUCAUCAUCAUAGUGGAAACCGAUAUGUCAGGAUAGUUCUAUUUUCAUUAUUAUUUGAGAACAUAUAAUGUUUCAUCAUCACACCAAAAUAUUUAACAAAUGAAAAAAAUAUUAUUUUAUCUAAAAUUAUUUAUAAUGUACAGCACCUUAAUGCUAUAAGCUGUUUGUGGCUGCUUUAUCGAUGGAGUUAAAUUUUCUCUUAAACCUUUAUAUACAUGAAGACGUUAUGCAGUGAAUGUAACUUUUUUAUAUUUUUAUUUGAAAUAUUCAUUUUCCUAUCAUUGUUGAACCAUUUUUUCAAUUUUGAUUUUUACCAUAUUUCGCUUGUAAAGGCUGCUUUGUCAUCAUCACCAAACCGUUGAUUUAUAUACAUAUUCAUGAAUCAUUUACAAGUUUCUACAUGCUCUUAAAUGUCAGCUGAUCAGAUGUGGUCUUGGACUGACUGGUCAAUGACACAUGGUCAUACUGACCAGUUGUGGUCACCCUGUGUAUAGAUAGACAGGUCAUCUUUCUGGAGCUAGACCAAUACAUGUAGACACAGUUACAUCACACGGCUUGUAUGCAAGCUUUAUAGUCUUCCAAGUUAAAUUGAUUGAAAACACAGAUUUGGAGAGCUGGUCUCGAAAGUAUAUUGUUUUAAUGUUAUCUGACAAGAUCCUAUCACAAAAGUAACAUCAAAGAUGUGUAAAAAUGUUCAUAAAUGAGAUCGAUAUAAACAUGCAUUUAUUCCAACAAAGUUCACUGUGAUUUCAAUAUUGCUCAAUAACCUGUGUUGAAACAAACUUUUUGUAUGUAUAGGUAUAGGCGUUUUAAAAUGUUGAAAUCUCAGGGUUAUUACACAUGUAUUUGGAUGGAAUUAUGAACAUUAAUGGACAGUAAAUGGGAGUCUCGGUUGUUGGUCAGCUCUGUGACGAUGUCCUGGGAUAUUGUUGUUUGCUAUGGAUGUAACAUUGAGUUAACAUGUUUUACACAUUCAUACUGUGUCUUAUACCGCCAUGUUUGUAGCCUUCACGGCCUUGUCCUCACCCUUCAGGCGCCGUGAGGCACAAUGAUGAGGACGGGUAGGUGGACAAUGGUGGACAGCUGUGGUUUGUUGAUAGAGAAAUAUGUGCCUCUCUGAUAUUACCGAUAGCUAAUAUGAAAUAAACAAUUUUAAAACGUU